Aspergillus japonicus CBS 114.51 is the source of this 840-nucleotide messenger RNA. Its product is annotated as DUF3632 domain-containing protein. The coding region runs from base 1 to 840 and encodes 279 amino acids. The record is from RefSeq and is a predicted model, not a curated record. The transcript has a single exon. Lineage: Eukaryota; Fungi; Ascomycota; Eurotiomycetes; Eurotiales; Aspergillaceae.
AUGGCGUAUAGAAAGGCGUACGAAGACAUCAUAGACGGUGUGGUAAAGUCGAACGAUCCGUUAGACCCGGAGGAAGCCGCCCGCAGGCUGAAUGAUCUGUUGACACCGGAGCGAGUGCCAUCCAACACGGCAUUCGAGAGAAAGCAUCAAGGUCGAAGCUAUCACCUCUAUCGCGUGGCCACCUCCUUAGUUGAAUUGGCCUGGUCUCAGGAGUGUGAUACAAAUGACGUACGGGCACGGCUGGUCAAUUUUGUGGAGGCUCUGGCUAGGUAUGAACAACUUUGGAACGACCUGGGUUACUUCGGUAUCGCCAUGCGCGAAGAGUUCAAUUCAGUUUUAUCUUUAUCCAAAGAACCGGAUGGCACAUCCCAGGCGCGAAUUAACUUUGCGUCCUUUACCGCCAGGCUCAUUGCACGGGAUCUGUUCCAGGGAUUAAACUUCCCUGUAUGGGAACUGCGAUCGACGCUGGAGGAACCCCUCCCAGAUGCUAAUACAUCCCGGAUAGAUGCAUAUCUCGCCAUCGUGCGCGAGUAUAUCUUCCAUGCGGGUGUGAAAACCUAUAGUCACCUACGCAAUCUGGAACGUCACCUGCCUCACCUUGACGCCAAAGAGAAGGAAAAGAGCGAGCGGAUUUACAUGGCGUGGUCCCUGUACAAAGAGGGCGAAGGUAAAAUCUUCAGCGUGGAGCGUUGGCAUUUCUGGAAGCAGCGCAUUGCUGAGCUUGGAGAGAAAGCUUCGCCUGAGUAUCGGGUGAUCGCCACGGGUCUGGUUGCAAGGAUGAACCAGAUCGAGAUGGAUACCCCUUGGGACGGGGUUGUGGCGGAUCCUGGAGCGGCAUAG